Molecule: messenger RNA, 1654 nt
Organism: Puma concolor (puma)
Lineage: Eukaryota; Metazoa; Chordata; Mammalia; Carnivora; Felidae
Gene: ACBD5
Product: acyl-CoA binding domain containing 5
Biological process (GO): fatty acid metabolic process; pexophagy
Cellular component (GO): cytoplasm; peroxisome
Molecular function (GO): fatty-acyl-CoA binding
Source: RefSeq, a predicted model, not a curated record
AGAGAGGCUCCGCGACCGCUGGUGGCCGGAGUCCCUCCGUGUUGUGCUAGAGAUGCUUUUCCUCUCGUUUCAUGCAGGCUCUUGGGAAAGCUGGUGCUGCUGCUGCCUGAUUCCAGCCGACAGAUCUUGGGACCGGGACCUGGGCCGGCGCUGGCGGCUGGAGAUGGCGGACACGAGAUCCGUGCACGAAACCAGGUUUGAGGCGGCGGUGAAGGUGAUCCAGAGUUUGCCGAAAAAUGGUUCAUUUCAGCCAACAAAUGAAAUGAUGCUCAAAUUCUAUAGCUUCUAUAAGCAGGCAACUGAAGGACCCUGUAAACUGUCGAGGCCUGGAUUCUGGGAUCCUAUUGGAAGAUAUAAAUGGGAUGCUUGGAGUUCACUGGGUGAUAUGACCAAAGAGGAAGCCAUGAUUGCAUAUGUUGAAGAAAUGAAAAAGAUUCUUGAAACUAUGCCGAUGACUGAGAAAGUUGAAGAGUUGCUACAUGUCAUAGGCCCAUUUUAUGAAAUUGUAGAAGACAAAAAGAGUAGCAAAAGUUCUGACUUAACCUCAGUCCGACUGGAGAAAAUCUCUAAAUACUUAGAAGAUCUUGGUAACGUUCUGACUUCUACUCCAAAUGCCAAAACUGUUAAUGGUAAAGCCGAAAGCAGUGAUAGUGGAGCUGAGUCUGAGGAAGAAGAGGCCCAAGAAGAAGUGAAAGGAGCGGAACAAAGUGCUAAUGAUAAGAAAAUGAUGAAGAAAUCUGCAGAUCAUAAGAAUUUGGAAAUCAUUGUUACUAAUGGCUAUGAUAAAGACACCUCCACUCAAGAUAUACAGAAUGACAUUCAUGCCAGUGCUUCCUUGAGUGGGAAAAAUGCUGAAGAAAUAAAGGCUGUAGAUGAAAAUUUGGAGCAAACUGGAAAAACUGCUGUCUGCAUUCACCAAGAGAUAAAUGAUGAUCAUGUUGAAGAUAUUUCAGGAAUUCAGCAUUUGACAAGUGAUUCAGACAGUGAGGUCUACUGUGAUUCCAUGGAACAGUUUGGACAAGAAGAGUCUUUAGACAGCUUUACGUCAAACGGCAGACCAUUUCGAUAUUACUUGAGUGGUGAUCCCAAUCAGCCCUUGGAAAGUCCUGGUUUUCCUGAAGAUGUUCAAGGAUCUCCGGGAAAUGGCAACAUUGGGGAUAUGCAGGUGGUAGCAGUUGAAGGAAAAGGUGAAGUAAAGCAUGGAGGAGAAGAUGGCCGAAGUAACAGUGGAGCACCACACCGUGAGAGACGGGGUGGAGAAAAUGAGGAGUUCUCUAAUGUCAGAAGAGGGAGAGGGCAUAGAAUGCAACACUUGAGUGAAGGAUCCAAGGGUCGGCAAGUGGGAAGUGGAGGUGAUGGGGAACGCUGGGGCUCAGACAGAGGGUCAAGAGGCAGCCUCAAUGAACAGAUUGCUCUCGUCCUCAUGCGCCUGCAGGAGGAUAUGCAGAACGUCCUUCAGAGACUUCAUAAACUGGAAACGCUAACUGCUUCGCAGGCAAAAUCAUCAACAUUACAGACCAGUCAUCAGCCUCCCUCACAGAGACCAUCUUGGUGGCCCUUCGAGAUGUCUCCUGGUGCAUUAACUUUUGCUAUCGUAUGGCCUUUCAUUGCCCAGUGGUUGGUGCAUUUGUAUUAUCAAAGAAGGAGAAGGUAA